Messenger RNA from Gregarina niphandrodes, 1479 nucleotides. RefSeq names its product KRAB-A domain protein. The record is from RefSeq and is a predicted model, not a curated record. The annotation marks the transcript as partial. NCBI's taxonomy places the organism in Eukaryota, Apicomplexa, Conoidasida, Eugregarinorida, Gregarinidae. The transcript has a single exon.
AUGUGCGUCGACUAUCGCGCCCUCAACGACGUCACCGUCCCGGAUACCUUCCCGCUGCCCAUCAUCGAAGAUCUCCACGAUCAACUAGGGGGAGUGGAACACGUGAUCACCCUCGACCUCAAGGCCGGCUUCCACCAAAUCAAAAUCAAGGAGGAAGACAAACCGAAGACUGCCUUCGCCACCCCUACCGGACUAUACCAAUUUCGCGUUAUGCCCUUCGGACUCAUCAACGCCCCAGCCACGUUCCAACGGAUGACGACCAAACUCCUCGAAGAUCGUCUAGGGAGCGGGUGUCUCGUCUACAUUGACGAUAUCGUAAUCUACGGUAGCUCGUGGCCGUCACUCAUGAGCAACUUCGAAUGGGUACUCCAGAGACUGCGCGACCACGAAGUAUUUCUCAACAUUCGCAAAAGUCACUUCGGCCUGUCCGAGUUCGAAUACUUGGGCGUCACCAUCCGCGACGGCAAGAUCUACCCAUCCAAAAAAUCCAUCGCCACUAUCCAAGGCCUCUCUCCCCCGGAAGACGUCAAUGGCGUUCGACGCCUCCUAGGCCUGGUCGGGUACCUACGUAAGUUCAUACCCGACUUCGCCGCCCUCGUCAAACCGAUCCAAGAGCUCAUCACUGCGGAAGAAUUCGUCUGGUCCGACGAAUGUCAACGGAAGUUCGAGGACAUCAAACGUCUACUCACCACAUCCCAGCCGUCACUGUGCCUGCCGCGCUCCGGACUGCCUUUCUACCUGGACACCGACGCGUCCACAUACGCCAUCGCCGGCGUACUGCAGCAAAGAGAAGGAGACACCACUUACGUCCUCCAAUUCGCCUCUAAGAAGCUCACCACCGCCGAAGCAAAAUGGCCGAUCUACGAACUGGAAGCAUACGCCAUCGUGUGGUCCAUCUUCCAUUUCGCCCACUACCUCAGAGGGAAGGAAUUCAUCGUCCGCACUGACCACCAAAGCCUCAAAUGGCUCUGGAACACGGAGAAGUCGCGCAUCGCACGCUGGGCGAUGUUCCUCCAAGAAUUUCAGUUCAAGGUUGUCUACCGCGCCGGCCGGGACCAGCAACACGUAGACAUCUUCACUAGGGACAUCCAGUUCAGCAAACUGGACGAGGACAUCGACGCUCGAUGGGUCCUCGCCUCUCACACGGACGUACGGCCAUACAUGCUGACACUCAACGAAACGUUCCCCUCGCCCGACGACUUCGUCACCGCCUUCAACGGCGAGCAAGAACACCCGCCUCAACAUACCCUACAGAACGGGUUACCCAUCGUCAACAAUCGGGUAUAUGUCCCCGAGCCGUUGCGCCGUCGGAUCCUCUUCUACUUCCACUUCUCCCGCGUCGGGGCUCAUCAAGGGAUCCAGCGGUCGUACAACCGACUAGCGAAGUACUUCUGGUGGAAUAAUAUGUUCAAUGACGUCCGCAACUUCGCCAAACAAUGCCUAACCUGCAUCAGGAGGAGGCACACGGCUAUCGACUUC